AUGGCGAGCCUCGCUUCACGUAUUACAAACGACUUUGCGCCUCUAAACAUCUCUGCGCUUGCGUCGGUCAAUGGAUCAUCGACUAUACAAUGCUGGCAGCUGGCCGCAGUUCCAGUCGAAGCCAGAUCUGCACUCAAUUUCGAGCUUGGGAACACGACCGAGGCAACUUGGUCAAUCAUCCAGCCGCAGACUGUAGUAGGGGAGGCUUGGGCUCCGGCAGUACAACUGACCAUGGUCAUGAACGGGAUGAUUCAUGUCUCUGCACCAGCGGCACAGCACACGGGAUAUUCAAGUACAAAGGAAGGCUCCAACGUUGUCGGUGCAGUACCUCCGGUUCAGGGAUAUUUUGUUCCAGGUACCUUAUCAUCCUCGGUUCUCAUCGCAGCCGAUCUCAAGGCCACAAGCAACAUCGCAGGGCACUUCACCGAGUUCCCCGGCAAUGAGCCCACGGUAUUGGUCCAGAUACCUUUCGUCAAUAACGAGCCACCCAAGCACACGGUACUAUAUGACGGCCAGUGUAAAUGA
This is a messenger RNA of Pestalotiopsis fici W106-1, 525 nucleotides long. RefSeq lists its product as uncharacterized. Lineage: Eukaryota; Fungi; Ascomycota; Sordariomycetes; Amphisphaeriales; Sporocadaceae. The transcript is spliced from 2 exons. Bases 1 to 525 code for a protein of 174 amino acids. The record is from RefSeq and is a predicted model, not a curated record.